Brassica oleracea var. oleracea is the source of this 342-nucleotide messenger RNA. RefSeq lists its product as uncharacterized. The transcript has a single exon. The record is from RefSeq and is a predicted model, not a curated record. Bases 1 to 342 code for a protein of 113 amino acids. Lineage: Eukaryota; Viridiplantae; Streptophyta; Magnoliopsida; Brassicales; Brassicaceae.
AUGAGUGGAAGUAAAAAAACAGUGUUCCUAUCCAUUUUAUUGAUAAUGGUAAUUAUUCUCUCAAUUUCUCAAAAUAUAAAUAGUGUUAGUGAUUCUGCAUUUGCUCCAACAGGAGAGAAAAGAAUGUUCCCAAAGCCAUUAACUUGUGUGGCAGAUGCAAGAAAAAUUCCGAACUGUGUCGAAUCAGUGAAGAAUUUCCAUUUCAAAAAUGUUACAAAAGAAUGUUGCAUAGUUUUACUCGGUAUUCCUGAAGAUUGUAUUGGCAUUUUGUUUCCUAGGCGUUUUGUUUAUCGUAUUAUGCUUAAAACUACAUGUAAGUUAUUAGGUAUCAUCAAGGUUUAG